Molecule: messenger RNA, 1125 nt
Organism: Didymosphaeria variabile
Lineage: Eukaryota; Fungi; Ascomycota; Dothideomycetes; Pleosporales; Didymosphaeriaceae
Exons: 1
Coding region: 1-1125 (374 amino acids)
Biological process (GO): proteolysis
Molecular function (GO): zinc ion binding; metalloendopeptidase activity
Source: RefSeq, a predicted model, not a curated record
AUGCAGGUGCGCUUAUUGCUCCUCGUCUACGUUGCUUUGGCGACUCUUGCCGCAGCAUGUCCGUCGCUCCUCAACCACUCAGCUCCGCAAAUCGUCGACCACCCGCAUCUAAACAGGAUGCUCGGCCGUCGCUGGACCGAGUUCGUUACUGAUCUCCAGAGCUGCGUGACACGUUGGCCGCGUGGGCAGGACCGCUAUACCCGAAUAUACUACUGCUAUGCUACGGUCGAGCACAAGAAUCAGCUCAAGGACCUUAUCUCAGCAGCUUUGGCACUCUGGGCGAAUGCUCUCGGUCCAGCAGGGGCAAAUUCACAACACAGUCUUCUCGUCGUGGAACACCCGCUGCACUUUUGCUACACCCGGCGCAACCCGAACGACCAAAAUUCUCCAUUCGUCUGGAAUCAGAACAUCCCGGAAGAGACAUUGUUGAUUCAGGUCGAUGCAAGCACGGGGUCUGCCACUUCGCACCCAGGAUUCUCCAAUGGCCGCCAAGAGACUCACUUUGGGUUACCGACUGCUGGACGGCACUUCAUGAAGGUUAAUCCCAAUUUGAUCAAUAUGUUCAGAAAUAACCCACAUAGAGGCAUGGAGACUGCUAGGGCAUCUAUUGCUCAUGAGUUUGGUCAUGUCUUCGGGCUUGAACAUGAGCAUGCACGCGAAGACCGCGACCGAUACGUCUUUUUUGACUGCACCGGCUUGGAGGGAUACCCAGAGGCUAAAGCGAGACUACAAGCAGAGCAACAAGCAGGAAGAACCCAAGAUAAGAUGUCACAAGUCUGCUACUUCCCUGACGUGGCUAAGAAGUACGGUUUCGGUCGGAUCGAGAAUUACAGCAAACCUAAUACCUUUCGUAUCAGAGGCGGCGUGUCAUUUGAAUUGCGCCGUCGCCAUGGAUUCGAAUAUGAUGUCCAUUCCAUUAUGCAUUAUGGAUCAUCCAUGGGGGCACGUUACUGGAAUCCAAACGAUCUUGCUAACGCCAAAGUCCCCCUUCGACGAUGGAGGAACGGUGGGCCAAAUUUCCAACCGCCAAAGCAGGCUACGAAUCAGAAUUCGGAGCUUAUUCGCACCAACGAGCGUCCUUCCAAUCUAGAUGUCGAGAUCCUUAGAAUACUUUACCCUUCGUAG